AUCGUCACCGUAUAAUCGUCUAUUCUAUCACCAGAAUCACCAUGUACUCAUGUGCAGACAGUGCGGAGCGCAUAUUAUACUGUUUGUAGUAUUGUAGACGCGAGUUAUAAAUGCAAUCAAACAUUAAAAAUAAGUAUUCAAAUUUCAGUAAAUCAGUAGACUAAUAGAAAUGUGAUUGAAUGUUGUUGUAACCAUAUAACUCAGGUGUACAUAUUUUUGUCCUAUAAUUUCCUUAAAUUAGAGGUUAAUCAAACAAAACGUUCCAGUUACGAGGAUACCACCAACUAAAAAUUUUAAUUUUUUUUCAUCUCUGGAGUCCAUCUAUCCACUUUUAGAAAUUGUUUUCAGCUAUUUGAACUAUAAUGAGUUGAAAAUAUGUUCUCAAGUGAAAAAGUCUUGGAAAGAAACAGCAGAAACAGUUUUGAGAAGGAGAAUAAAGCCCAGUUGGUUCACAUGCUACAAAACAAACACAUUACCAAAUUCUCAUCAAGACCACUACAGCCCUAACCUGAAUUAUAACAAUGUUGGUCUGGGAAUAAUUCUAUAUGAUUUCAGAAGAAUCAAGCUCAACAAAUAUAUAUGUAUUCAUUCUGAUAUAACCGAAUUGAAUAAAACGUCAGUUUCAGUUCCACAAUAUUUAGAAGAUGAGUUAAUUCCAAAAAAUGUAGACUAUUGUGCAAUCUCAUGUCCGAAAGUGGUAUCAUACUUCAGUUGUAAGAGCAUGGAGUUAAGGGAUAUCGGACUAGCUUCGAUAUUGGAUGGUUUAUUUCUUCCUAAAAUUGAAAAUAUCAAAAUGACAAUGUUUCAUUGCAAUCCAAUUAAAGACGAUAUUGAGAGGCUCCUCACCGCGUACAAGGAACCAAAUGAUGAAGCGAAAUGUUUGAUUUUAUUCUCAACUACUGAUCAGAGGAGGACUCUAUACAAGUUACUGAAAUACAUUGUACCUGAAGAUACUGCUGCUUCAGUGGCAUUAGGAGGAGGAAUAAUAAAAUCAACCAAAACAUUUCAACGUAACAGUACUACAGAAAGGAUUCAUUCGACUAAUGAGAUUUUUUGUAUAGCAUUUCUGAAAGACAAAAACACAACUGCAAAUUUUGAUGCUUUUUCACAUGUUAUUCAUGGAGAUGCUUUGUCAAAAGAUGAGUUUGCAGAAGAAGUGCUUAAGUUCAAAGAGCAGAUCAAACUGAGAACUUACACUGCAGCAAUUCGCAUAUGCUGCUCUGCAAAAGUAGAUGCAUCUGAUGAACCUAGAAUUUUCAACAAAAUUUUCCCAGAUGUACCUCUUUUGGGCUUUCAUGCUGAAGGAGAAAUUGGAUGGAACUGCAUUUACUCUGAAGAUGAAAAAGGUGGAACCUUCGUCAAUCAGGACCAGACAAAAACAGCCUUCUGCCUUUUAGGCUUCCCAGUUGGUUCUCUAGGGGUUUUGAAACGAUACGAUUGA
Molecule: messenger RNA, 1441 nt
Organism: Leptinotarsa decemlineata (Colorado potato beetle)
Lineage: Eukaryota; Metazoa; Arthropoda; Insecta; Coleoptera; Chrysomelidae
Source: RefSeq, a predicted model, not a curated record